Messenger RNA from Fomitiporia mediterranea MF3/22, 4293 nucleotides. RefSeq lists its product as uncharacterized. The transcript is spliced from 7 exons. Bases 160 to 4074 code for a protein of 1304 amino acids. Gene Ontology annotation, molecular function: DNA-binding transcription factor activity, RNA polymerase II-specific; DNA binding; zinc ion binding. NCBI's taxonomy places the organism in Eukaryota, Fungi, Basidiomycota, Agaricomycetes, Hymenochaetales, Hymenochaetaceae. Gene Ontology annotation, biological process: DNA-templated transcription; regulation of DNA-templated transcription. The record is from RefSeq and is a predicted model, not a curated record.
AUCGCCCUCAGAAGACCUCGCAAGCAAUCUAGGUUCGCCUCGGCCCGGCAUCUGUUUCCCGUCCACUGGUGAGAACGAGGAUUCGGCGGGUGGACCGGCAGACUGAAGUGGUACUUCUCGUGCUACAAGCAGCAAGCAGCAGGCCAGGUAUACGUUAUAAUGAAUCCUUGGAGACACGAUAAUGAUUCCGAUACGACUGAUUUCGCGAAACAUGCCGCUGACAGCCCGAAGCCUGCAGAUCCCGCCGGGAAGGACGAUGUUGCAAGCAUCUCGUCGGUUGGGCAGGUAAGCUCACGACAGACCCCGUCUGUCGGCAUGCAGCUGGUCAACAAUAUUCCGACCAUUCGUUCGCGAGUCACUGUUGUAUGUGCGGAGUGUAAGAAGCAGAAGCUCAAAUGUGACAGGCGAAUGCCCUGUGAAUCUUGUACCAAACGUAAUACCGUUUCUCGCUGCAUUUAUACUCCUGCUGCGAUAGAGAAAGUAGACGUUACAUCUAUUAACAAUCGUCUGCGCGUCGUAGAGGGCAGCCUCAACGCACUUGGUGUUCCAACUCAAGGUUACCAGCAGCAUCUUCAAUCAGGAUUGCCGUGGCAAGCUGGUCCGCAUCUUUUUAUGCAGCAAACGCAGGCACAUCUUGGCCAUAUUCCCGCCAUUGGCGCACCCAGUUACUCCAUACCAGGCGUGUACGCCUCAGCUGUCGCUGCUAAUUCGAGCACGCAUACAGAUGCUCGUCUGUCCGGUUCGACACUAGGCCCGCGUAUCCCGCGCGUCCUUGCGCUGGCAAAUAACUCUCGCGGCGCUAGCGUUGCUGCUCCCUUAGAUGGUGCGGCAGCACUCUGGGUUCGUGAAUGCUCAGCGGAGCUCGCACUCGAAUUUCCUCUUGCCACGCGACAGUCUGAUUGCGAUCCGUGGGAUUCAACACAGACAUCACGUUCCGUGGUCGGAAACAUGGUUUCAAGCGAGAAAGCGCGGUUGGAUUUACAGCCUAUUGACCGCGAGUUGUCUCGUAACAUGCCGUUGUUCGGCUUUGGACGAAAGCGCUCGUUACCUGCGGCACAGAGACUCGCGAUGUUCGCUGGGCUGAGUAUUCCUUCGACGCCUACUAAUAACAUGUCCCGUGAAAACCGGCCGAAAGGGGUGGAAUCACAAGAUGCUACGAUGGAUGUAGAAGAAGUGCCUAACACUAUCUCCGACAUGUACGAGGUUUUAGCUAUCGAACUUCUGAAACGGCUCCCUCCGCGACGCACCCGAAGUGUCAUGAUUUCACGGCUUCGCAUCGCUAUUCUUGCAGAAGGCAUGAGCUGCAUACCAUUCAACGUACUCUGUGCGAGAAUUGAAGCAGUUUGUUCUUAUACUUCGGAGACGUGCGAAGGACCCAUGAGCAGCUCCGCAAAGCCUUCGGCGCCUUCAUUUAGCAGUAUAGCGGAGGCGGCAGUAUGCUUAGCCUUUGGUGCGUUAAUUUGGGCGACCGAGGCAUCCAUAAGGGGAACCGCUCGUGCAGCAGCUGGACGUAGUUCACUUGAAGCAUUCUCUGCUGAUGCUGGUUUAGAACGAAUGGGUGCACAUCACUUGACGCAGCCCCCCAGUGAUCCAUCGUAUUCUCAAGCUAGCGAAGGAAACUCGUUCAGCGAUUGCGACGCCGAGCCAGACCGUCCAGACUUGACCACAGCAUUCGCACUUUAUCGAUUAGCUCGUUUGGCACUCUCCAUGAAUACUGCACGUCAUGGACAUGCGGCACGCGAUCCCGCCCUGAUACACACUUACAUACUUAGUGCCCGCUAUCUACUCUUGGCUCAUGCAACAAGUACGGAUUGCCAGGAUGCACUCGUACCAGCGGAGCUUCCUGGCCUAGUUGGGACACUUGUCUGGGAAGCUCGCGCGAUGGGUCUGGGUGUCGAUCCGGACGAGUUUGACCCACCUGAUAACGACGAAAACUACUCCGAAGCGAAGACGGUUCAAAGUGAAAAUGGACUUUUCACCUUUGUGAAACGCGAAGACGGUACUGGUUAUCCGCAGACACAGUCAUCCAUAAAUAGAAUGAGUCUGUUUAUGAAGGAAGUAAGGAGGAGGUUGUGGUGGGAAGUGGUGUGGCUCGACAUCCUCGUCUCUGACGCGUACGGGUACAAUGCCACCAUCCAGUAUGGGGAAUAUACCACUCGCUGUCCAUCAAAUGUUGACGAUACUCGUUUCAAUCCGGAUUCAACCAUUGUUCCUCCGCCAGACGACAGCUUGCCAGAGAGGAAUCUGACUUUCGGGAUUGUCAAAAUUCGUUUGAUUGAGAUCGCCAAGCGCGUCCCUCUACGAAUCUUCCGGAGUGGUCUAGUUCCGAAUUCCGAAGACUCGGGUAAUUCAGGUAUAUCUGUAGCACAAAAAAUUGCAGAUGAUAUCGUGAAGUGGCUUAACGAUCUUCCCGAGCGGUUGAAACUUGGAGGCACUGAAGAAGAUGAGAUACCUCCAAUCGACUCCUCGCCACCACCUAUGACUCCUCUUCGACCUCCUGCGGUUGCACGUCCUCAACCGGAACAUGAUGCCGCUCGGGCUCUGCUUAUUACUCAGAGAUGCGAUCUGGCGUUCAUGGCCUACUUCAGCAUCAUGCGCCUUUUUACUCCAACAGUUUGUCCCUCCGCAUUCACGACAAUCCAGCAAGGAUCUGACUUCUCCUGGCUCUGGAACAAGUCCUCGAUACCUCCGGAACGGAAGUUUAUAGCAUUGAAGGCUGUCGAGCCUGCUCUUGCCAUUGUGCAUGCUGCGCAGGUUCAAAUGACUUACGCACCGGAUGUUCCGUUUGCAACGUACCACAUGUACAUUUUUCCUCGUCGCCUCUUCGACGCUGCGGUCGUGCUAGCAUACGUUGCAAUCCAGCAGCCUUUGUACACUUCACCCGUCGUUACUGAUGCAGUUCGGGUUGCGAUCGAUAUUUUGGCACACAUUUUAAAGCGUGAUACUUCGCGGAAUGGACAGCCCACGGUACAGAAAACUGAGGCCGAGACUAUCCUCGAGAUGCUUCUGAAUCGUGCGGAAAAGGCCAGACAACGGAGUACACCGAUUGCUGCAGGUGUAAAACGUAAACACGAUGAAGUUGAAGCUGAGACGAGUCAAUUUGAUGGUUCAUUUCGCUUGCCAUUCAUGGGCUCUGGCAUUAUCAAUCAGUAUAGGACACCGUCGGAAGAACGUUCUCCCGACAGAAACGUCACAACCAGUUCUGAAAUCGCCGGCACAGUAGAGCAUCGGUCUUCCCCAGUGUUCGUGUGCUCGAAUGCUGCUACCCUUCACGAUGAUUCACGUUCACAAGUAUCAAAGAAUAUGAAGUCCAAAUCGAAACAGCACAAGCACGUUCCUGUGGUUGGUAUCCGUCAGCGCCUUAAGGAUCGAAUAAAUGCUGUUCAUGCUCCCAACAUUCCACACUCAGCUGUGACUCAAGCGGCUUCUGAUCGUUAUGCUUCAUCUCCUACACACUCACAAGCAAUUUCCGACUAUCGACCACAACUUACUCAUUCGCAGUACUCUUCCGGCCCGCCGCCUCGCUUUUCUAGUGAAAUGUCAUCUGCGAGUCCCAUUUCUCCCCUGUCAACAUACGAUGCACACGAUGGAGCCAGGUCAACGGGUGGAAUGACAGAACACGCCUCUGGAGAGGCAGGCUUCAUGUUACCUGUCGCUCACCCAGUCGACUCUACGCCGCAACAAGCACCGUCAUCUUUCCCUUCGUCGAUGUAUCAUUAUCAAAUGUCCGGUCAAGGUUACUCGGCGUCCCCACUGCAACCGACGGGAUAUGAUCCAUCUAUGACGGCGCACUCCUCUGUUCCUGAUUCCGAUCCUAACGCCCACCAUCAUUCUAACAUGUCGUAUUCCAACUCCAUCGGCAGCGCCAACGACCAAGGCGAUGGGAUGUCUUCCAGUUUCAACACUCAUAUUCAGACUCCUUUUAGCACAAUAAUUUCGCAGUCGUCUGGGCUUUAUACACAACUGGAUCCGUCUCAACAGAGCCAGAGUCAGCCAUCAGCUUGGCAUGGCAGCGAAGGUCAUGACUCCGGUUCAGUUCCUCAGCACUGGAAUACGCCCUCGUUUAUGAAUUGAUGUCACGAACAUUUAUUUCUAUGACGUCGGCUUGAACACGCCGCAUUUGCAGACCACGAUCAUAUAACUUAUUUGAUUUCUUAUAUCUUUAUCACGUCGCGUAGAUCUGGAUACCUGCUUUCGUUAGAGAACGCGCUCUUCAACUGCUUUCCGUUCACUGUUUUCCCUUCAUUUUAUCUGGUUUCUCCUAUCCCAACUCAUCCGCUCGGACGCUCUAAC